CCAUCAGUUACUGCAUGAGCAGAGUACAGCCGCUCUCUGGCGCACACAGCGCAGACAUGAGAGGGGACUCGGGACCCACCUCCACCCAUACGUCACCGGCAGUUGGUAUGCUCCGACCGGCGAGCAGGGGUAGCGCAUGCGCAGUGCUGAUCGUCGAAGCGGAGUGUCAUGGCGGCCAUGAUGGUGGUGGGACAGAGGGGACACCGGCUAGGGGUCCGUGGGUUCCUGUCACCCCGUUGUGUCAGCUACAGCUGCCUGGUGGUUAUAGUUCUCUCCUCGCUGCUACCCGCCGGUACCCGGGCCACUGUCUGCAGAGUCAAGACUGUAGAUGCGAGAGACUCGGAAGGGUGUGGAACAAAUCUGGAUUUGGAACACUCGUUUGAACUUGAUGCCAGUAUCCACUUCAAAAAGAGAGGAGCAUUGAUGCUGAGUCCCACAGCGGACCAAAGUAUUUCCAUCUUACAGAAGCAGCUGACAGAGGAUGAGAGGAACAAACUAAGGGAUAUUGCAAAUCUAAAUGGACUCUAUAGAAUCCGGAUCCCUCGUAAGCUGGGAGUUUCUGAAGAAUCCAAUGAAUAUGUCACAUCGUUUGUCCGAGCUUGUUCCAUGGUUGAAUCCCAUCUCUCUGAUCAGAUAACUCUUCAUACAGACAUUUCGGGGAACAUUGUUGGAGUGUCCAUAGUAACGCUUCCCGGGUCCUGUAAUGGCGCAGAGGUGGAAGAUGUGGACCUAGAACAGUUUAACACCACCGUCUACAUUCAACAGCCAAUUCCAGCAGCAAUGCCUGAAACGGCAGCUUUUAUAGAGCGCUUGGAGAUGGAACAGGCCCAGAAAGCAAAGACUCCACAAGAGCAGAAAUCCUUUUUCGCUAAAUACUGGAUGUACAUAAUACCUGUUGUUCUGUUUCUGAUGAUGUCUGGAGCGUCGGAUGCUGGGAACCAAGGAGGAAACGGAGGCGGCGGUGGGAAUGGUGGUGGGCGGUGAUUGGAUAGCACGGAGAGCAUCCCAGAUACUCUUGAAUGGAACACGGGAAGAUGCAAACUGUAGCACAACACUGUAACUACAUGUGGACUGAGUUUUCUCUGUCUGGGAACAGGAUAAUUUGUUCUAGAAUUUUCUAUUUUAUGCUGUUUCUUUUUUUUUUUUUUGUUAAUCCGAAGAUCACAUUUUACAUGUAUCAGAUAAGCCACAGUUCAACCUAAUUUAUUAAAAUGGUGGUUAUCUUAAGAAGAUUGAUAAGUGAAGAUUAUAUUGUAGGUUGGGAAAAGCAGUGUGUUUGUGUUCUUUUACAUCAUACGUACAUUUAUGGAUUUAUCUGCACAUGCCAGCUGUAUUGUGCAAUAAGCUGAAGUUCGCUGGAACAUAGCGGAGGCAUAAAGUGACUCAUGCCUCAGUAAUGUUACCAGUUUACACUGAAAGAACUUCUAUACUGAAUAAAGGUUCAGCCCAUAAA
Pseudophryne corroboree (corroboree frog) is the source of this 1453-nucleotide messenger RNA. It is a transcript of the gene EMC10, whose product is annotated as ER membrane protein complex subunit 10. Gene Ontology annotation, cellular component: EMC complex. Bases 169 to 984 code for a protein of 271 amino acids. The record is from RefSeq and is a predicted model, not a curated record. The transcript has 7 exons. NCBI's taxonomy places the organism in Eukaryota, Metazoa, Chordata, Amphibia, Anura, Myobatrachidae.